Spea bombifrons (plains spadefoot toad) is the source of this 3369-nucleotide messenger RNA. Its product is annotated as golgin subfamily A member 2-like. Gene Ontology annotation, molecular function: protein binding. NCBI's taxonomy places the organism in Eukaryota, Metazoa, Chordata, Amphibia, Anura, Pelobatidae. Gene Ontology annotation, cellular component: Golgi cis cisterna; cis-Golgi network; Golgi apparatus. The record is from RefSeq and is a predicted model, not a curated record. Gene Ontology annotation, biological process: Golgi organization. The transcript has 28 exons. The coding region runs from base 102 to 3176 and encodes 1024 amino acids.
CACAUGACGCACUGACGACACAGGGUCCUUAAGCUGGAUGUGGACGCGCACCGCGGUGCAUUAUGGGGUUGCGGUGACGUGUUCCCUUGCCGGAGCCUGGAAUGGCAGAUGCAGGUAGACGGUCACAGCUGGCUUCGGCCAAGAAAAAGUUGAAGGCGUUUCAGCAGAAGGCCUCUUCCCCCGUCAACAAUGAGAACAAGAAAAAGAAGAAAACAAAAGAAGGGGACGGUGACCCUCAAAUCCAGACCCGCAUGUCUCCGGACCCCAUUCAGAGCUUACUGAAGGGACUGGUGUCAGAUCUUCAUAGAUCCAAUGGGGUGUCCUUCCCUUCAUUGGGCACCAUGAAGGAGAUCUUGGAGAGCGAAGAUGAAACGUCCCCAGACGAUAACUCCGCGGGGUCUCGGGUUCCUGUCGCACCCUUUUCGGAUAACCCGCUGUCCGAGAAUGACCACGAUGGUGUGAAGAAGUCUUCUGCUGAGUACGGAUCUCCCUCAUCGACAGACAGUCUGCGGCAACUAUCAGAGCAACUGAACGGGAUGGUGUCCCAGAACAGCUCCUAUGUCAAUGGAGAAAACAUUAAGCCCAACAACCUCCCUGAAGUCGAAUCCCGUUUCCAGGAGCUCGCGGCAGCUCUUGAGUCCAGCAGUCUUACAAACAAACAGCUCAAUGAAAAGAUAGAGGAUCUGAAGCAGCAGAACCAGAAUCUCCUGAAUCGUCUCCACCAGGAAAAGGAAGGCUUUGAUCAGACGCUCGCCAAGGAGCAAGGAGCCCUGAGGGAACAACUGCAGGUUCAUAUACAGACGAUUGGCAUUUUGGUAUCUGAAAAAUCAGAAUUGCAAACCUCCCUCUCCUUCACCCAGCAAGCGGCCCGUCAGAAAGGAGCCGAGGCCGAAGACCUCGCUAUGCGCCUGCAGAGUACCAAGAAGAGAGUGGCGGAGCUGGAACGCACCUUAUCGGGCAUCUCCCUGCACCAGAAGCAGGCGGAGAAGCUCAACAAAGAACUGGAGAAGGAACGCGACAAUCUUCGCCUCGAGUCUUUGAAAAACAGCAAAAGCGGCGAAGAACUAAAGCAGCAGAACUCGGAGCUGACGGAGAAGCUGAACGCUCUGCUCUCGGAGAACACGGACAUGAAGCAGCAGGCCGAGGAGCUGCACAAGAAGCUGGAGAUGGCAGAACUCACUGUCCAGAUGCUCUCGAGUCAGGUGGGAACCCCAGACUCACAACAGCAGUUCCAGAUGGUGAUGGAGGAGAGAAAUUAUCUGCAAGCACAACUAACGCAGGUGACCGGGGCUCUUGAACAUUUGAGGGCUGAACGAGACCAUUAUGUUAACAAGCUGAAGGAAGAAGAAGCUGUCUGGCAGGAAACAACCCAGAAAUUCACAAAGGAGAUCCAGACGCUGAGCCAAGAGAAGGAAAAUGCUCUGAUUAGGAUCGAGGCGUUGGACACACGGGUGGCAGAGCUGCUUCUGGCGUCAGCCGCUGAUACGCCGGCCAUGGAACCGGCCGGUCCCGCGGAGCCUUCCGAGGAGUUUCUGGGACUCCAGCGGGAGUGCGAGAGGUUGGCACAGGAGCUGCAGGGGCUGGAGAAUAAAUACCGGGCUCAGGUUCAGGACAACAGCCACUUGAGUCUGCUCAACCAUCAGCAGGAGGAGCGCUUGCAGGAGCUGGAGAAGGUGCUGGAGCGCCACUCUGAAGAGGACAAAGAGAAGCAGCAGAUCCUGGAAAACAUGCAGAAUGACAAAACCACCAUCAGCCGCGCGCUCACGCAGAACAAGCAGCUGAAAGAGCAAAUUGCAGAACUCCAGAUGGCGUUUGUUAAGCUGACAAACGAGAAGGCGGAACUCACAGUUCUCGUCGAUGGCUAUCGGCACGACCAUGGGAAGAAGCUGGCGGAUUUGCAGGAGAGCCUGGGUCACGUCAACGAGCAGCUGGCUGCAAAGGAGGAAGAAGUCCGUCAGCUGCAGGCGCAUCGCGAUGAGAUCUCGGCCCACUUGCAGCAGUACAGCUCGGCCUUCCAGCAGCUGUCGGCCGAGAGGCAGGAGAUCCAGAAACAGUACAUGCUGCAGCUGCAGCUCAUGGACCGACUGCAGCACGAGGAGAUGCAGCGGAAGGUCAGCGAGGAUAUGCGCCUGAAGGAGCUAGAGAAAAGCAGGGAGAAUCUUGAACUGCUUACCAAAGAGAACCAGGAGCUGAGAGAACAAGCGUUCCGGAUCCGCACCGAGCCGCCGAAGCAAGAAUUACAGCGGAUGGAAGGCGAUGCGGUGGACGGUGACGCUUAUGAAGAUAAAACAUCCGAGACUUCACUGGUUAUUCCGGAAGAUUUCGAGAGCAGAGAAGAAAUGGUGGCCUUUUUGAACGCGGCUAUCGCAAAGUUACAAGGUGAGCGGGACGAGACGGCGAGACAUCUAUCGGAACUGAAGAACUACUGCCAUGAUCUCCUCCUGCAGGUCUCUAACCUCCAGCAGCAGCAGAUGACGGGCGCUUCCCGAGAUGUCACCUUGGAGAAUGUGCCCAAAGAGGUGUACGACGCCUUACAGUCUGACAUGGAUAAGCUGGCGAUCCGUUUCACAGACUUGAUGCAGGAGAAAGUGGAGCUGAAGGACCGAGUGGAGGAACUGGAGCAUCGCUGCGUCCAGUUGUCAGGCGAGACCGAUACCAUUGGAGAAUACAUUGCACUUUACCAAAGUCAGAGGGCUAUCCUCAAGCAACGUCACCAAGAAAAGGAGGAUUAUGUCAGCCGACUUGCCCAAGAGAAAGAGGAAAUGAAGGCCAAGCUCUUAGAACUGCAGGUUCUGGUCACGAGGCUGGUGACAGAAAGAAACGAGUGGCACGGGAAAUACGUGGAUGCAACAAAAACUCUGAUGGAAUUCGGAGAAGUGGAGUUGCCGGCUAAUGCGGAGACACCCGGAAUAGGUGAUGCCGAUAUUCAAGGUUUUGAAAAUGUUGAUUUGGAGAAUCCAGACAAGGGGCCACCCGAGACGGGAUCUCCUUCACCUUCCUACCAAGGAGCGAACCCAGUCUCUGGCUCUGAAGACCCGACGGCCAAGCAGAUCAUGCAGCUCCUGCAUGAAAUCCAGAACUCCCAGAAACAAUCAAGUUCUCUGCUGCAGAGUACAUGCAUCCCCUUCUACUACCGCAUCGACGAGCACGGCGAGAUCCAUCUAAUGGUGCUCUAAGAAGAACCCCCACGGGGCUGUCGGAUGGGUUGCGAUGGCUGGAGAUUGGAUUAGUUUACUCUACAGCUUUAACAAAUUACUUAUUUCUACCCUGGAUUAAAGAUCCAUCAUUAGCUGAGAAAAUAAAAAGGGAUAUUAAGUAUUUCAGAAACCAAUUUGCAUAGCUGCUUCCACUGAUGGAGAUGGGGAAUAC